Messenger RNA from Arvicola amphibius (Eurasian water vole), 2596 nucleotides. RefSeq names its product phosphoglucomutase 2 like 1 (gene Pgm2l1). The record is from RefSeq and is a predicted model, not a curated record. Lineage: Eukaryota; Metazoa; Chordata; Mammalia; Rodentia; Cricetidae. The coding region runs from base 236 to 2101 and encodes 621 amino acids. The transcript has 14 exons. Gene Ontology annotation, biological process: carbohydrate metabolic process. Gene Ontology annotation, molecular function: intramolecular phosphotransferase activity; glucose-1,6-bisphosphate synthase activity.
GUCAGUUCGAGCUGAGAUCCGGAGCUGCUCUGCCGGGGAGGCGGGUGACAGUCUCCGCCUUCUCUCCCGGUUCGCUGGAGCUGCGGCAGGGGCUGGCGCUGACCGAACGCCUCGCGGUUGGUCUCCGAUGCCCUUCGGCGAGGAGGGGGCGUCUGGACCCUGGUGAGCGCACCCGGAGCUCCCACGACUCGGUGUCUUCACCCGCCCCUCGGGCCCGCACGCCCGUGUGUCUGCCAUGGCUGAGAAUGCAGAUGGUGACCUGAACUCCAACCUGCUCCACGCCCCCUACCACACCGGGGACCCCGAGCUAGACACCGCCAUCGGGCAGUGGCUGCGGUGGGACAAGAAUCCCAAAACGAAAGAGCAGAUUGAAAAUCUCUUGCGGAAUGGGAUGAACAAGGAACUGCGUGACCGUCUUUGUUGCCGGAUGACUUUUGGGACGGCAGGACUUCGAUCUGCCAUGGGGGCAGGGUUUUGCUACAUUAAUGACCUUACAGUAAUACAGUCAACGCAGGGGAUGUACAAAUACCUGGAGAGGUGUUUUUCAGACUUCAAGCAGCGAGGCUUUGUUGUUGGGUAUGACACUCGGGGUCAAGUAACCAGCAGCUGCAGCAGCCAGAGGCUUGCUAAACUCACUGCUGCAGUGUUGCUUGCUAAAGAUGUUCCUGUUUACCUUUUCUCGAGAUACGUUCCUACACCUUUCGUACCAUAUGCAGUCCAGGAGCUCAAAGCAGUUGCAGGUGUGAUGAUUACUGCAUCUCACAAUCGUAAAGAGGACAAUGGAUAUAAGGUGUAUUGGGAAACUGGCGCUCAGAUCACAUCUCCUCAUGAUAAGGAAAUUCUGAAGUGUAUAGAAGAGUGUGUGGAACCAUGGAAUGGUUCCUGGAAUGAUAAUUUAGUGGACACCAGCCCUCUGAAGAAAGAUCCUCUCCAGGACAUCUGCAAGAGAUACAUGGAAGAUCUGAAAAAGAUCUGUUUUUACAGGGACUUAAAUUCAAAGACCACCUUGAAAUUUGUGCAUACCUCCUUUCACGGAGUUGGGCAUGACUAUGUGCAGUUGGCUUUUCAAGUAUUCGGUUUUAAGCCUCCAAUUCCGGUCCCAGAACAGAAAGAUCCAGAUCCAGAGUUCUCUACUGUUAAAUGCCCAAACCCUGAAGAAGGAGAAUCUGUGCUGGAACUCUCCCUAAGACUGGCAGAGAAAGAAAAUGCCCGGAUAGUGCUAGCCACAGAUCCUGAUGCAGACCGACUGGCAGUAGCGGAACUUCAGGAGAAUGGUCGCUGGAAAGUUUUCACAGGGAAUGAGUUGGCAGCUUUGUUUGGGUGGUGGAUGUUUGAUUGCUGGAAGAAGAGCAAAUUGGACGCUGAUGUGAAGAAUGUUUACAUGCUAGCCACCACUGUCUCUUCUAAAAUUCUGAAGGCACUUGCACUAAAAGAAGGAUUCCACUUUGAGGAAACAUUACCAGGCUUUAAGUGGAUUGGAAGUAGGAUAAAAGACCUCGUAGGACACGGGAAAGAAGUCCUUUUUGCAUUUGAAGAGUCUAUUGGCUUUCUGUGUGGAACCUCAGUGCUGGAUAAAGAUGGGGUGAGCGCAGCUGUGGUUGUUGCCGAGAUGGCCUCUUUCCUGGAAACCAGGAAGGUAACCCUGACAGAGCAGCUGGCCAAAGUUUAUGAAAAAUACGGUUAUCACAUGUCCAAAACUUCAUAUUUCUUGUGUUAUGACCCACCUACCAUCAAAACUAUAUUUGAAAGGAUUCGCAAUUUUGAGUCUCCAGGGGAGUACCCAAAGUUCUGUGGGACCUUUGCUAUCUUGCACGUACGAGACAUAACCACUGGAUAUGACAGCAGCCAGCCCAGUAAGAAGUCAGUACUGCCUGUGAGUAAAAACAGCCAAAUGAUCACAUUUACUUUUCAAAAUGGCUGUGUUGCCACUCUUCGAACAAGUGGGACAGAACCAAAGAUAAAGUAUUAUGCAGAGAUGUGUGCAUCACCUGGCCAGAGUGACACUGCCUUACUGGAAGAAGAAUUAAAGAAGCUCAUUGACGCUCUGAUAGAGAAUUUUCUUGAGCCUAGUAAGAACGGCCUGAUCUGGCGUUCUGUAUAGGGCACCUCAGAACAUUACGACUUUGCACUGACGUGGAACGAAGAACUCUAGUGAAACUUGUGUUGGAAUUCUCUCAUCUGCCAAGUUAUCUUUCCCCUUCUCUUUCCUUUGUUCAGCUGGCUAAAUAGAUUAUAUACAUUUGAAAUUCUUAAAUGACAGCCAUUACGUUGAAAGUGUUCAGUGGCCCUCCAUUCCUCCUGUAUCACACAGUACAAAAGUGAGUUUUCUUAUUAAACUGUGGUUAAGCUUAGUUAUAUGAUGUAAUUGUGUAUAGCAUGGUUUAAGAGAAACAUUAUGUAAUAUAGGGUUAGUUAAGGAAUUAUCUCUUUAAGGUGUGUGUGCUGCUGGGGUGUCCACACCCAUUGUGGAAAAGCAUCAUUGUCAUGAUGUAGGUAUUGACUUUCAAGUUAGAAACCCUGCUUGGUGGCACAUUCCUGUAAUUACAGCCCUCAGGAGGCUGAGGCAGGAGGAUCAUUAGUUUAUGGCCAGCCUAGG